GGUAGCAUUGGGAGUCAUAAGGUAGAUUCCGUUCAUAAGCUAUCACCGUGGUGGUCUCUAUCCCACUGGUAGGGAAGAACCCUACGAGGGAUCCAGUUAUCCACUAAUUCUACUCAGUCAACCGACGUUUGUUUCCGCCAGUUUUGCUCGAUGACGUCCCAGCUGAGAGUACAGGCGACAACCCAGAAACGACCACCGAAGAUGGCGUCAAAUCAGUCCUUGAACCAUCUCUUGAACUUCACACUUCCCCCUAGACAGAUUCAGCCUCAGAUUUUGCCUAGGAGGAGUAAGAAAGCUGUUCAUUCAGCCGUGUGGAACAAGGAGAGGUUUGUGAAUGCCCAGUACCGGUUUGUUAUGAACCCAAGCGGGGACUAUACAGUACACUUUGCGGAUCCAGACAUCUUUUUCCAAUGGCACGAUAUAUUGCAGGUCAUCAUUCCACGGUCGUCGGCCUUAGCGUCUGCUGCUGCUGCCGGCGGGGAGCAUUCUGUACAGGAGGAGGGGAUCAAGACUUGCCCUAUCUGUUUGUCCCCUCCGACUGCUCCGCGGAUGACAAAAUGCGGGCAUGUAUAUUGUUUUCCUUGCAUCCUACAUUACCUGAGCAUGUCGGAAAAUCUCAAAUGGGCGCGAUGUCCGGUUUGCUUCGACACUAUCAACGAGAAACAGCUGAAGAGCGUCAAGUGGUACGACGGACCUCAGUUCCAAGAGGAUGAGCAAGAGCCUACUGUUGCCAGUGGUUCCUCACAUAUCGCACAGCGUUCGGACCAUGACGCUACUCCUCGAGCUGGAUCUACAAUGCGGAUGCGAUUGAUGCAACGUCCUCAGAUGACAACCCUUGCAUUACCACGCUCAUACACUUGGCCAUCAGACCUAAUUCCACCUCAUCAGGCUCCUUUUCACUUCCUUCCCGACGUCUACGACUAUGCCAAGUUCAUGCUUGCUACUCCUGACUAUCUGAUCAACGAUCUUUCCAACGAUUUGGACGCGCUCGCCGUGGAACGCCGGAUGAUGGCUAGCAUGCAAGAUGAACUUAGUAUUGCGUUCAUUGACGCAGCUGACCAGAAGCUUCGCCAUCAAAUUGCCAAAGCAGCUGCAUUAGAAUCGCCGCAGCUCAAGGAAGCCAUUGAUAGAACCCGCAAGGAUCACGACGACAUUGCACGACGCCACAACGUUGAACUUGAGCGAAAGCUUGUUGGGGAGACGAAAGGAGCUGCACUCCCCGAGGCACCAGAAGCAUUUCUCGCCACACGUUCAGGCUCUGAGAGUUUCGUAUCAUCGCGUACUUCUCUGUCGAUCCCUGUCACUCCUAAGUCGACGUCGUCACCAGCACCCGUUCCAGCUCUCCCCACCAAUACUUCUUAUAACAAUCGUAAUCACAGACAGCGCCGUAACAUUAACCCUCCUCCCCCGUCUACGCAAACCUACUACUACUACCAGGCAGCAUCUGGCCUGCCCAUCUAUUUACAUCCUCUCGACAUCAAGAUUCUCUUCUCGCACUUUAACAGCUAUGCUUCAUUCCCGGACACAAUUACAGUCUGUGUAGAAUCUGCUACUGAAGGUACUGUCAACGACGACCUGCGCAAGAGGUGCAAGUACCUUGCACACACACCAGAGGGCGCAGAUGUCGUUUUCAUCGAGGCAGACUUGGAUGGAGUUGUGGGCCAAGAGGGGCUGAAGAAUUUCGAAGGGGCGAUUAAACUCCGUAAGUCCAGGAGGAAGGAGAAAGGUAGGAAGGACGACCGCGCACGGGCACGUGCGGAGGAACGCGAAAGAGAGAAGUUUUUUGCGCCGUGGAGCGAGUCUGCUAUUUCCGUGCCUCUUGACCCCGUCCUUCAUCCCGUGGAAGUCGAAGGGAUAGUGAAUCCGAGUCAUGAGUCUCCCAUUCUCCAAAUUAGCGGUGCUUGGGGUUCGAGGAGCUUCGCAUCUGCUGCCCACUCUGCAUCAGGCGCAGAUCUUAGACAACCGAAUACAGGCAAUCGUAAUGCGAGUCAGGAGAUCGGAGACGAGUGGGAGUUGGACGCAGCAUGGCACGAACUUGAGCAGCGAACCACGGCUGGACACGGGAACAAGAAGAAGAGGGGAAAUAAACUUGUUGUGAUGGGAGGUGGAGCGGGGGGGCGAAGGCGAUAGAAAUUUCUGAUGGAACGUUUAAAUUCAUGAUCUAUUAUCUUUUUUGUAACAACAGUCCGCAGUCAUGUUCAAUUCGACCCAAUAAUUGUUUACAGGGACCCUAG
Suillus clintonianus is the source of this 2234-nucleotide messenger RNA. RefSeq lists its product as uncharacterized. NCBI's taxonomy places the organism in Eukaryota, Fungi, Basidiomycota, Agaricomycetes, Boletales, Suillaceae. Gene Ontology annotation, molecular function: transcription cis-regulatory region binding; metal ion binding. The transcript is spliced from 4 exons. Gene Ontology annotation, biological process: positive regulation of transcription by RNA polymerase II. Bases 151 to 2130 code for a protein of 659 amino acids. The record is from RefSeq and is a predicted model, not a curated record.